GCCCGGUUCUCUCUCUCGUGAGAUUUCAGUUGGGCAUCAGUAACUGACCGUUAAUUCAAACUAGCAGGACAAAAAAACAGAAAUAAACGAUAAAAACUAAUUAAAUUAACUAGUUUGAUCAUAUUAACAUAUCCACACUGUUAAUUAUGGACGUUACCUAAUAAACUAGACUGAUUUUAGACGCCUACGUGUAGUUUUACCGACCCUACAGCUGGUGGCGGUAAGUAGGUUUGCGCCUUCUGCGAAACGAGAAGAAGAAACGGGGACCAGCAUGGCGGCGUACAUGAGAAGCGUGAUGUGUCUGGUUUCCGCAGAGAGAAGUGUUUUUCUACCGAGAGGCUGCGGGGUCAUCGUGGAGUCCAGACGGUUUGUACGCGGGCUGAGGAGGAAGCCUGUCAGAGUGCUGUUUCCAGAGAACGACUCGGAGAAAGUCGUCAAGCCGACUCCGCAGUCUCAGCCAGCGGCUGGGCCGAACGUCAGGAGGGAGAGGGAGGUCACAGCGACGAGGCAGCCCGAAGAAAGCGACCUCAUCAAGGCGAAGAGAGUGAAGGAUGCUCCGGUUACUGUCACAAAGGACCACGUUGAUGGGCUGCGUUUCGAGAGGGCGUCGCCUGGAGAUAAAAGACUGUCGAGGUUGGUGAGCGUCGCUCGUUCCAGGACGUUUCGGGAGCACCAGGGUAAAAUCCUCCUGGAGGGCAGACGUUUGAUCUGUGAUGCCCUGGAUGCUGGAGCCAACCCACAGAUGGUGUUCUUCAGCACGGUGGAUCGGCUCCGAGAGCUGCCUUUAGACAAGCUGAAAAGAGCCACGCUAGUCAAAGUCAAAUUUGAGGACAUCAAGAUCUGGUCUGACCUCGUGGCCCCGCAGGGGGUGAUUGCCAUAUUUUCUCGGCCGGAUCCGUCACGGAUGAACUUCACAAAUAGAGGUCAUUCAGUGCCGUUGUCCCUGAUAUGCGACAACAUCCGAGACCCUGGCAACCUUGGGACGAUGCUGCGAUGUGCUGCCGCUGCUGGCUGCCGCGAUGUCCUGCUCACCAAGGGUUGCGUCGAUGCUUGGGAGCCUAAAGUCCUGCGUGCAGCAAUGGGUGCCCAUUUCCGCCUCCCCAUCCAUCAUAGCUCAGGCUGGGACGAUAUUAAAAAUCACUUCCCUAACCCUGUGACAGUCCAUGUGGCUGACAGCAGCUGCAGAGAAGCAACAGAGUCUAACAAACCCUCUAAAGCUGGAGACUUCGGCUGGGUCAGCACAAGGCGUCACAAUAACGUACGCUACGAGGAACAUGACUCUGAUUCUGACUCAGACAGUGAAUUUGAGAGUCUUUCACUUCCCAGUGUGGAGACAAAGCUGUACCACCAGAGGUGGGCUCGGAGUCCCACUGCACUCGUGAUAGGCGGAGAGACACAUGGUCUAAGUCUAGAAGCAGUCGAGUUGGCGGAGAAAACAUCCGGUCACAGGCUCUUUAUUCCCGUCGUUCCCAGUGUGGACAGCUUGAACUCAGCCAUGGCCGCCAGCAUCCUUCUGUUUGAGGGCAGAAAACAACUGUUAAAACUGACGCAGACGUCUGGGAGGAAGUGGAAAUCUGAAGCUGAGCAGCAGCUUUCAUGACGCGAACUCUAAAGAUCAGUGUGUCUGCAUCCUGUUCUGCUAAUAAUAAAACAUUUAUUAUCAAUCAGUUGUGAAAUUAUUGUCUGAAUUAAUGCACAGUGUCUUGUUUGCCUUUUUUUUUUAGGGCUGCUAUCUCCAAAUUAUCGAUUCAUUAUCAAUAAAUCAGAUUAAUAACAUCUGAUAUAAUCUAAAAAUAAAUGAUGCUGUGUUAUUAUAGAUUAAAAUGAAUGAACACAUUAUUGUUAUUGUGUGUGUGUCUAUGUGUGGUAAGUCAGGUGAAUGUCACCUCCACACCUGAUCACAAGGGAAGGUAAUCACAGUAGCCUUUUUUUGUCCGAUCGUAGUUGGUUUCACAUUUACAAGCUUGUUUUUGAAUCUGCAUAAAAAAUAAAACACAUAGUUCAUGGAAGAAGAAUUUGGAGCCACUGGAGCUCGAGUUUGUAUGUAAAUACAGUUAGUUGAUUUCUGUCUUUUAUGUGUUGCUAUAUAUUUACUUUCUUUCAUUUAUUGUGUAUUUUGUCUCUGUUAUCUGGUACACUAUGGAUGUUUCAUCUUUUAAGUGUCCUUAAUGAAGCUAUAAUAAUAAAAAUAAUAAAGAACAAAGUUCUCUUUGGCAAAAAGAAGAAACACAUAACCAUCCUCCCCUCCUGAUAAUUUACAGUCCCUCAGAGCCUGAAAUAGCUUCCUGCACUUGAGGCCUAUUUAUUAUAAAAAGGAGCAGACUCACUGUGGCAGUUUCCCGUCCUUUAUAUAUUUAUAUCCUCACUGCACUUUGACUCAACCUGCGUACUGCCCCCUAUAAUAACUCCAGCAUUAACUUAAAAGAAAGGAACAGACUUUGUGCUUGCCAGUGAAUUUUUAAUGGGUGCGAGAAGUCAUGACUGAAGUAACAGAAUACAGGGAUUUUAUACAUUCAACACUUUCCCAACGCCAUUUUGUGCCUUCAGAAAUAACCUGACCUUUUUUUUUUUUUUUUUCUUCUCCAUUAAGGGACCUUCACAGAAAAUCCUCAUAAUGACGAUUUGAGAUGAGAACCACCGUUAACAAACUGGCAAGAGAUGACGUUCACUCACAUCAUAACAUACACAACAAGACACAGGAGGUUGAAAACAUCAGUCAUUGGUCUGUUACAAGCAAGUAUAAUGUGAUCUUUACUGUCUGUGCAUCUGUUUUUUUAAUCUUUUUGUCUUUAAAUAGGGCCAUAAAGGCUUACGGCUACAUCCAACUGAAGUUUAGCACAUUUCCUUUGCACUACAUGUGAAUUACAACUGUAAAAAUGCAUUUUUAUUUCUUUCUCAACAUCAUUCAGAAACCAAAAAGAAAAAGUAACAAGGAUCUUGCAGACAAGAACACAAAAGCAAAGAAUCGGCUGAGUAAGUAGGUCCAUCGUGUAAUUCUCUGGUUUUCUCUAGAAUUCAGAAAAGCUAUCAAGUGAAAAAAAAAAAAAAAAA
This is a messenger RNA of Larimichthys crocea (large yellow croaker), 3051 nucleotides long. It is a transcript of the gene mrm3a, whose product is annotated as mitochondrial rRNA methyltransferase 3a. The coding region runs from base 272 to 1600 and encodes 442 amino acids. The transcript has 4 exons. The record is from RefSeq and is a predicted model, not a curated record. Gene Ontology annotation, biological process: RNA processing. Gene Ontology annotation, molecular function: RNA binding; RNA methyltransferase activity. NCBI's taxonomy places the organism in Eukaryota, Metazoa, Chordata, Actinopteri, Sciaenidae.